Messenger RNA from Cylicostephanus goldi, 930 nucleotides. The record is from the annotation of a GenBank genome assembly. NCBI's taxonomy places the organism in Eukaryota, Metazoa, Nematoda, Chromadorea, Rhabditida, Strongylidae.
AUGAGCGUGCUCUCAUUAGAGCCGCUAAUUCGGCGAUUCUUUGAAGCCUGGGGACCUAUAUCAUAUCGAUUCCGGUGGCCCUUAUUCAUUCUUCCACUUUUCCUUACAGUCGGCCUUUCAUUCGGAUUCCUGCGGUUGUCCACAUUGCGGGUCGACGAUCCAGCCUACGUAUUCACACCAUCUGACGCACGGUGGCGUAAGGAACUCAAAUCCUUCUCAGAAAAUUGGCCUUUGAAUGAGAAUAAGUUCCUUCCUGGGAAGUCUUUUGAGACAAAAAGAUUUGUGAAUGUCUUGAUUCGAGCUCGUGACGGUGGUUCGAUACUAAGGGAGGAAGUGCUAAAGGAGAUCCAGGUUCUGAACCGCUGGAUAUCUAACAACAUAAGCGUUCCCACUGAUGAUGGGCGCUUCAACCUGACUUAUCAGGACCUCUGUCUCAGCUAUGACUGGGUCUGUGGUGGGAAUGAACACAUUGAGAUGCUGCUCGAAAGAAAUAGAAUUGGCCACUUUCUUGACCUCUCCUACCCUCGAGGAGGGAACAAAGAUACUCCAGUCUAUCUUGGAACAAUUUUUGGAGAUGUUGAAGUAUUUCGAGAGAACAACACUGUCAAAAGUGCUAAAAUCACGCAACUGUUUUACUUUCUGAAACAAGAGCAAUCCAUCGUUCGACGCUAUUCCUCGGAUUUCUCCUACGCCGUGGAGAGAUUCUUUCUGCACUACUACAAAUCAAACUUGAUUUCGGUCUCCUUCGCACAUUACCAGUCGCUUCAGGACGGUCUCGGAGAGAAUGCUGAGCGUUUCACCCCAAACUUUGUGGUCAGCUUCACGACAUUAUCAAUAUAUGCUCUUGUCAGUGCAUUCUGUUUUAAAUCAAAGCCUCAUCGAGGUAUUGACUGGAUUCGUAGUAAGCCGUGGUUGGCAUGCGCAGGUGAG